GUUGGUGGCAUCUCUUGGCCACGGCGACCUCCAGCGGCCACCCUCCGCCGUGCUGCCUGCUUUGGCUCCCCGCAUGGGAGAGCAGAAGGGAGGAGCAAAGAGCUGGGCGAGUCCCGUUCCCACUCUGCUUACAGACCAGGCGGUCGCCGCUAGCUCGUGGCAAUCUGAGAUCCAGAUUUCGUUAUCUCUCAAAUGAGAGAUCUUGACUCGGGACUGACGGCACCAUGCAGGUCCUGAAGGACGGCAGGGUCGGCUCGUUGAGGCAAAGUAAGGGUCGGAGGAACCCGUCACGACGCAGAAGAGAGGAAACCCUCCCGCCUCCAUUCGGAGAAGACCGAAGACACAACCUCGCGCCCAGGCCUCCCUCCUCUCUUAGCCUGCGGGGUCUUUUCUCUCUUUCCGGGUUUGGGACGAGAUGAUGACCGCAGCGAAACCAAAACUGGAAACGGAUAAACUGCGGUGCCACCGGGAAUCUAUUUGAGAACUACUCCCAAGGCGUGGUCGUCGCCGGAAGUGGCUGUAAGGCCUAAGCCCUUACAAGGGCCCGCCUCCAAUUGCGCUACCAGUAGGCGACAGCCACCCCCACUUCCGGCCCCUGGAGCCUCUUCCAGCAGCCCCCCUUUUACUGCUCUGUCAUUGGCUGCCGCAGGGACGCGCUGUGAUUUCCCAUUGGUCGAGCCUCCUCUCCGGGGCCGUGCCUCCUCUCUCCAGUAAGAAGCAGGCAGCCAGGACCCUCACCACAGUAGAAUGGGUGAGGAGGGGCCCCCCAGCCUGGAGUACAUCCAAGCCAAGGAUCUGUUUCCCCCCAAGGAACUAGUGAAAGAGGAGGAGAAUCUGCAGGUGCCCUUUACAGUGCUGCAGGGUGAGGGAGUGGAGUUCCUGGGCCGGGCAGCCGAUGCUCUCAUUGCCAUCUCCAACUACCGGCUGCAUAUCAAGUUCAAAGAUUCUGUCAUCAACGUCCCCCUCCGGAUGAUUGACACUGUGGAGAGCCGUGAUAUGUUCCAGCUGCACAUUGCCUGCAAGGACUCCAAAGUGGUGAGGUGCCACUUCUCCACUUUCAAGCAGUGCCAAGAGUGGUUGUCACGGCUAAGCCGGGCCACGGCGCGACCUGCCAAGCCUGAAGACCUCUUUGCCUUCGCCUACCAUGCCUGGUGCCUGGGGCUGACUGAGGAGGACCAGCAUACCCACCUGUGUCAGCCGGGAGAGCACAUACGAUGUCGGCAGGAGGCUGAGCUCACGAGGAUGGGCUUUGAUCUGCAGAAUGUCUGGAGAGUCUCCCACAUCAACAGCAACUACAAAUUGUGCCCCAGUUACCCACAGAAGCUCCUGGUUCCUGUGUGGAUCACAGACAAAGAGCUGGAGAAUGUGGCUUCCUUCCGCUCCUGGAAGCGGAUCCCGGUGGUUGUGUAUAGACACCUCCGCAACGGGGCUGCCAUUGCCCGCUGCAGCCAGCCGGAGAUCAGCUGGUGGGGCUGGCGCAAUGCAGACGAUGAGUACCUGGUCACAUCCAUCGCUAAAGCCUGUGCCCUGGACCCAGGGACAAGAGCCACUGGGGGCUCCCUCAGCACUGGGAAUAGUGAUGCCAGCGAGGCAUGUGACACUGACUUCGAUUCCUCCUUGACCGCGUGCUCUGGAGUAGAGAGCACCGCAGCCCCCCAGAAGCUGCUGAUCCUGGACGCUCGCUCCUACACGGCGGCAGUGGCCAACCGGGCCAAGGGUGGAGGCUGUGAGUGCGAAGAGUACUACCCCAACUGUGAGGUCGUGUUCAUGGGGAUGGCCAACAUUCACGCCAUCCGGAACAGCUUCCAGUAUCUCCGGGCUGUGUGUAGCCAGAUGCCUGACCCCAGCAACUGGUUGUCAGCCCUGGAGAGCACGAAAUGGCUGCAGCACUUGUCAGUGAUGCUGAAGGCGGCCGUGCUCGUGGCUAAUACCGUGGAUCGGGAGGGCCGGCCUGUGCUGGUGCACUGCUCCGACGGCUGGGACCGGACUCCACAGAUCGUAGCCCUGGCCAAGAUACUGCUGGACCCAUAUUACAGGACACUGGAGGGCUUCCAAGUUUUAGUAGAGUCUGACUGGCUAGAUUUUGGACACAAGUUUGGAGACCGCUGCGGCCACCAGGAGAAUGCAGAGGACCAAAACGAGCAGUGCCCGGUGUUCCUCCAGUGGCUUGAUUCUGUUCAUCAGCUGCUCAAGCAGUUCCCUUGCCUGUUUGAGUUUAAUGAAGCAUUCCUGGUCAAACUGGUGCAGCACACGUACUCCUGCCUCUACGGCACGUUCCUGGCCAACAACCCCUGCGAGCGAGAGAAGCGCAACAUCUACAAACGGACCUGCUCUGUGUGGGCUCUCCUGCGGGCUGGCAAUAAGAACUUUCACAACUUCCUCUACACACCUGGUUCCGACAUGGUCCUGCAUCCUGUGUGUCAUGUCCGGGCCCUGCACCUCUGGACAGCUGUUUAUUUGCCAGCAUCGUCUCCAUGUACACUCGGGGAGGAGACCAUGGAUCUCUACCUUUCUCCAGCGACUCAGAGCCAGGAGUUCUCUGGCCGCUCUCUGGACAGAUUACCUAAAACCAGAUCAAUGGAUGAUCUGCUUUCUGCCUGUGACACAAGCAGCCCCCUGACUCGCACAUCUAGUGACCCGAACCUCAAUAACCACUGUCAGGAGGCCAGAGUAGGCCUGGAGCCCUGGCAUAGCAAUCCUGAGGAAUCCGAGAUCUUCGUGGAAUCUGGGGCAGGAGGUCCUCAGCAGCCUGUAGAAGAAAUGGGUCUUCCUUCCUCUCUGCCCAGCAGCCAGAAAGACUACUUGAGCAAUAAACCCUUCAAGAAUCACAGAAGCUGUUCUCCAAGUUACAAACUGCUUAGUACUGCAGUGCCCCAGGAGAUGAAGAGCAAUAUCUCUGAUCCUGAGAUCCAAGUCCUGGAAGAGACUACGACACCAGCUCUAGACCCUCCUGCCCACAAUGAGCUGAGUAGGACUUCAGAUGGCAUGGAGGAACCACCUGAACCUUGUCCUGAAAAAGAAGCUGUCAGUGCACUCUCUGAAGUGGCUUCCAACAAAGGUCAUGGAGUUUGUGAUUUUCCUGAGUCUUCCCAGGACUCCCUUACAGGUGCCCCCCAACGGGCCUUGAUAAAUUCCAUGCUAGGUGCGCCCUCCAGAUGUGCUCCAGAUCACAGUCUGGGCACCCUUUGCAACCCACCAAGUGCUACCUGCCAAACUCCUCCAGAGCCAAGCACUGACUUCCUCAGCCAGGAUCCCCCGGGGUCUGUGGCAAGUAUCUCCCACCAGGAACAGCCCAGUUCUGUGCCAGAUCUGAUUCAUAAGGAGGAAUACACUGGCAAAAGAGGGAAUAUUAGGAAUGGGCAGUUACUGGAAAAUCCUCGCUUUGGGAAAGUGCCAUUGGAAUUGUCCCGAAAGCCAGUUUCUCAGAGCCAGAUCAGUGAGUUUUCUUUUUUAGGAUCCAACUGGGACAGCUUCCAAGGAAUGGUGACUUCAUUCCCAAGUGGGGAGACCACUCCUCGGCGGCUGCUUUCCUAUGGCUGUUGUAGCAAGAGGUCAAGCAACAAGCAGGUGCGGGCAACAGGGCCCUGCUUUGGGGGCCAGUGGGCUCAGAGAGAAGGGGUGAAGUCACCAGUCUGUUCUAGUCAUUCCAAUGGACACUGUACUGGUCCAGGAGGGAAAAAUAACCGGAUGUGGUUGUCCGGUCAUCCAAAGCAGGUCUCCAGCACAAAGCCUGUUCCACUGAGCUGCCCUUCUCCAGUGCCUCCUCUCUACUUGGAUGAUGAUGGACUCCCCUUUCCUACGGAUGUGAUCCAGCAUAGAUUACGGCAGAUCGAAGCAGGGUACAAGCAAGAGGUGGAGCAGCUACGUCGACAAGUGCGUGAGCUUCAGAUGAGGCUCGACAUCCGUCACUGCUGUGCCCCUCCAGCAGAGCCACCCAUGGACUAUGAGGAUGAUUUUACAUGUUUGAAGGAGUCCGAUGGCAGUGAUAUAGAAGAUUUUGGCUCUGAUCACAGUGAGGACUGCCUUUCAGAAGCAAGCUGGGAACCUGUUGAUAAGAAAGAGACUGAGGUGACUCGCUGGGUUCCAGACCAUAUGGCAUCACAUUGCUAUAACUGUGACUGUGAGUUCUGGUUGGCCAAACGAAGACACCAUUGCAGAAAUUGUGGGAAUGUGUUUUGUGCUGGCUGCUGCCACCUGAAGUUGCCCAUUCCUGAUCAACAACUCUAUGACCCAGUUCUCGUCUGUAACUCAUGUUACGAACACAUCCAAGUAUCUCGUGCCAGAGAACUCAUGAGCCAACAUCUGAAGAAACCCAUUGCUACAGCUUCCAGCUGAAUGCCAGAGGAGAUGACCUGUCCAAUUUUAGCAGGUUUGAAGGGAGGAUCUGCUUCAGGUGUAUUUUUGAAGGUUCCUUGGUAUGGCUCAUGAAAUCACAGAGCUCAAAGUUACCGUCUUGAGAAAUCCUCCUUGGUACCAUAGACUGGAGCAGAGGAAUUCCAAUUUGGCAGGAGGUCUUCUACUGGUGAGACCCUCACCUUGGGGUAAUGGUUCUGGAUCCAGACCCAGAGUCUGGAAGCUUAAUGUUGAGUUGGUGACUCCCACUUUUCUCCUGGGGGGGUGGUCACAAGAUGAUGAUUUCAUAGAUACUGCCUGAUGAUGCGCCCCAAACAGCAAUAGAAAGGCAUAUGUAUAACCAAACUCCAAGUGAUAAACAGAUUCAUCUCUCCUCCACCUUGAAAAAAGCAGAUUCUAGUAUAUAAGAUAGGAAUUCCUAUUUGAAACGAACUAUAUUCUGUUCCUCUGUGCUCUGUGUCUGUGCAUGAAGGCUCAGUCUUUAGAGGCACUCCCUCUAGUUGCAGUAGUUCUGUCUUUCUGUGGAGUUGGUAUAAAGACUGGUUCUGCAAGUGGAGGUUCUGCUGUAUCUUUUCACUUGGCUCAUCAGCCAGGAUCAGUGAAUAUUCACUUUAGAGCAACAGUUCUAAGGAGUGAGACAUUUUGGGGAGCAGAGGAAAACUCUGCUGGUGUUCCGUUCUGGCAAAAAUCUGUUAUUUGGAGCUGUGAAGGCAGUAAGUAGUCUCUGUUACUCAGUGGCAGCUCUUGAGGUAUGCACUGUGAAGAAUGAGAAGGGAAAAGCAGAAAUGAUCCUUGUCAAAUAUUUGCUGAUUGUGCCCUGCCCUUUGCGCCUGACUUUUCCUAGUUGUCCUGGUGCUAACACAGGAGUUACACCUUGAUCCUCUCCUGGCAUGAAAAUAAAACAAUGGUUUUUUUUUGUUGUUGUUGUUGUUGUUCCAUUGCCCACUUCCCUAAUGUUGUCUUUCCCUUGGCUGCUGCCUCCUCUGGGUCACACUGCUUCUUAUCCUGAACACUUGACACCUUGAGGGUAGAAUUUAGCAUUUGGUUUUUACCUCCUAGAAUAUGCUGUUUGGUAUGUGAGGGUUUCAGUACAAAUGCUGCUGUCUUAUUUCUGUGCACUUAACAAUGGAACCCAAACAGAAGAGAAAAAAGCCUUGAUACCAAAAUUGGGAGAGAAAAUGCGUCCACUUGGACCAAACAUUGGUGUGUUUUUUUUUGUUGUUGUUUUUUUUUUUUUGGUCUGUCUGUCUUUUUUUGUUUUGGUUUCAUCUUAAUAUGUACCAGUGGCACUUAACCAAAAGAUACAGUGACAUAGCCAUGUACUGUGGUUGGGACAGAUAUAGUCUCCUUGACCUAUAAUGAAACCACUAGUAUUUCCUUUAUACAUUUUCCUUAAUCCAUGGGUGUAUAAAACGUAAAUUACACUUAGGCUUAUCCUGUUUUAAAACUAUGGUAGCUGUCUGUCUAACUGCUACUUUCAUGUUGCUUCCUAGAAAAAAAAUUUUCAUUUGAAAAUAACUAGGAUCUGCAUUUAGAACAAGAAUUGUUACUUGUCCUGACCUUUUCUUCAGUCCUACAGAGAAGCAUCUGUGCUUUUAUACUUGUCAUGGAUGUAACCUAAAAAGUUUCGGCGUAUUUAGGUCAGCCUAGCAGAACUUUUUUUCAUUUAAAUGGAGUUGAAUAAUGGAGAUUUGUGUCUGGGAAAUUCCUGAGAUCAUUGAAAAAGUAACAAACUAUUCCUUGUCUCUGAUAUGUAAAAUUCUCCUAAGCAUUUCUCAAUCAUUAAAAUUUACUGCCAGUUGCGAGUGGCUUUUUAAUUAACUUGAGUUUCAUUGCACUUCACUCUGCCCAUUUUCAGGGGGAGUAAGAUUGGUAACAUUUGAGGAGACUGUAUCUGUCUACUUUUGUGUGGCUGUUUUGAGGGACUGUCCCAUCAGUGAACAUACUGCAUGGCCUUGGAGAGAGACUCUGGGCUCUCAGCUCAGAUGUAUUCAUCAAAUACUCCUUUCAGAGUUCUUGUGGGUGUAAGUGACAUGAUGUGGCCAAAAAUCCAAACUGUGCAGUUGCGUUGUGACAAACAUGCAAUGUGCUGUAAAAACUCAAUACAAUUUAAAUAAAAUCUCUAUAUUAGUGCUG
Molecule: messenger RNA, 6489 nt
Organism: Mustela lutreola (European mink)
Lineage: Eukaryota; Metazoa; Chordata; Mammalia; Carnivora; Mustelidae
Gene: MTMR4
Product: myotubularin related protein 4
Exons: 19
Coding region: 748-4335 (1195 amino acids)
Biological process (GO): regulation of autophagy; dephosphorylation
Molecular function (GO): phosphatidylinositol-3,5-bisphosphate 3-phosphatase activity; protein phosphatase binding; metal ion binding
Source: RefSeq, a predicted model, not a curated record